Cyclospora cayetanensis is the source of this 2712-nucleotide messenger RNA. RefSeq lists its product as uncharacterized. NCBI's taxonomy places the organism in Eukaryota, Apicomplexa, Conoidasida, Eucoccidiorida, Eimeriidae. The coding region runs from base 1 to 2712 and encodes 903 amino acids. Gene Ontology annotation, biological process: lipid metabolic process. Gene Ontology annotation, molecular function: phosphoric diester hydrolase activity. The record is from RefSeq and is a predicted model, not a curated record. The transcript is spliced from 6 exons.
AUGGCGAAUCUGCUUGUGCGUUUUGCGGCAAGGGGUGUUUUUUCUGUGUCUCUGUUUUUCGUUUUCCUCCUUCCGUGCAUCUCCUCCUCACCUUGGUCCUCUGGCACUCUCGCAUCCUCCAACGCAGCCCCAGGCACCACUACUGUGGUAGAGCCGCAGAAUGGCCAGCUUGUCCAGCCAUUCCACAUGUACGGGGAUAUAAAGAGUGUAAAUGAGGUGGAUCUUAAGGCGAGUACGAAGUGGUUGAAGCAGCAUUCUCACCUCUCUCUGUUAAAGCUUGCCCUCCCCGCAACGUAUAUGAGCACCCUCACGGAUGUUAACACUUCAAAGUACGCGGGCAAAGUGGAAGCGCAAGACCAGGGAGUCCUCAAUCAGCUUGAGGACGGGGUGAGGAUAUUGGAUGUUAGACUGUGGCGAGGCACGAGUACUGAAAAACAGACAAAUAGGCAAACCUCAGCAUGGUUCACAGAGGUUCCGUGGCGCUUGUCCGAUGAUAUGGAGGUUUUGCGCAGCGUUGUUAAUGCAUCGUCUACCGGAGGUCUCCCUGCUGCAGCGGAAGCGGCCCUAGAGGUGCAUGGCAGGACAGAACUUGCUGACGGUCUGUUCAAGCCUGUGCGACAGUUCCUUAGAGAGUCUCUAAGCGAAGUUGUAGUUGUUGUCUUUUCAGCGGUCAACGGAAAUGUGCACACCAACCGGAACUCAAUUGCCAGUGGCUCCGAGCUAGGGGAGUCCCUUACCCAUGCAGAUAAACAACUACAGACCUUCUUGAAAAGUGGACUUCCAUACAGUGAUGAGACUGACACCAAGAUUGCCGCCAAUGCCGCUCGGGCCUCUCAAGCGGUGCGGAUGCCGACCAAUUCGGCGUAUCGCAGUCCCCUGCUCGACAGUUUUGUUAAAAAGGACGUCUCCUUUUUCGAUUUUGCAGAGAUAGCUUAUUUGGUUGACACUUAUUGGGGCCAGCUGUUGCCCCGACACACGAGCUCUUUUGUAAAUGCGAGCCUUCAGACACGCAACAUGCGCGAUAGUGCGAAAGACGCUGAAGGGUUCAGGCAGUGGCAGCGGAAGAAAGGGGAGGCGCUGAUGAAGAAGAGCAUAGCUGAUCUUCGGGAUGCUAAUAUCCGCCUGUUGCUGUUGGUGGAUGACCCACUCCUUGCUUGGUUCAUUACUACCCGCUCUAGGUCUCAGGUCGUGGCGUUCGUCAAGGCGGAUCAUUUGUAUGAUGUGUCUUUUAAAUCGGAGGCACAAUUUGCUCCCUGUGCUACUCCCCAUGUCUCUUUAAGCGGCCACCCGACAAUGAGCCGGUCAAUCGGUUGGCCGAGUUGCCGUAGUUGGUGCGAAGGUGUGGGUCAAAGCAAGUGCUUUGCAUGGACUUGGAGGCUGGAUCAGACCCCACAAUUUGUGCGCACUGCUAACAGCCGGAGGGAGGGAGAACUUGGAAGCAUUUGGGAUGAGCAGUCAGUCGAAGUCAUAGGACAGUGCCAGCUAUUCACUGCAGGGCGCCGCCAGCUCUCAUUUGAAGCAAUUACUCAAGCGGUGAAAUGCUCAGAUACUAACCUCAUUGAAUCUGAUCUUCCGUGGACACCCAAGGCGGUCAUGAAAGACUUGCUAGAGUCUGUCGCUCCUCUGGUGCCGGUUGAAAUUUCUUCAACCCAGAGGAGGCGCAGUAUGAGGAGGCUGGCCAACGUGCGGUUCGGGCUAGACUCCACGGUCUGUAUGCUAACUACAGGCUCAAACAGCGGUCAUGAGAUGAAGUAUAACAUAUCCAAUAAACUUAUUAGGGUUUUGGUUGCCCCUCCCACUCCGGAAGUCCGGAUAGAGGCAAUGCCGAAGAGAGCACAUGGGAGCCCUGGUGAGGUGGUACAGCAGUUCAACGCGACUCUGGCUGAGUUCCUCCAGGCUUUGCGCUCACGUUACAAGGUUUUGCAAAUACACAGAGUCAAUAUUCGACCCGUAAAUGCUUUCCAGGUUGCGAAGUACGACAAAAUUCAGAGCGCAUUGGAGCCUUUCGCCGCUGCGACGUUCUACGACCACAUCGCCAUCCUAAACCGUCAAGAAACUGCUAACUCCCGUCUCCUGGAUCUUCCAGUAAGCCUCUUGUGCCUCUUUUACGAGUCUGCAAAUUAUCCGGUAGCAUCACCAGCAGUUGAGCAUCAUGUCAAUCGGGACGUGUACGUUGCUUUGUGGUUAUGCGUCAUCUGCCUGAUAGCAGCUUUUGGAUUCUGUGUUUUCAUCAGUACUUUCUGGUGCAAUAUCGACUUCGGUAAUGCCUGUCUAAAAAUGUUUCACCCCAGGACGGCUGGAUCUGUCACCCCGGGGCCAUCAGGGGUUUCCAUGGGUAGUUUCAAUCUCACAGACACGCGAAAAUACUUGGUAAGGCCGCAGGGAAACUGGCCAUAUCUUGCAUCUAGAUUAGCGCUCCUACGCCCUACGCCGGGACCCCCUCUCCAUGGUUUGCCUACAUGGGCAUGUGGUGGUAAAGAGGGUUUUAUUACGCAAUGCGGCAAAUGCAUAGCGGACUCACAGUGUGAAUCCGGGCUUUUCUGCUGUCCGACUCUGAGGGUCUGCAUGCGCAGCAGAACAGACAAGUGUCACAAGCCGUACAACGUGUGCAACAGCGCCUUCAGAACUCGCAGACCUGAAUAUGCAGACGCGGUCACGUGGGCCAGGGAAUGCGAGGGGCCUUCGAUCACAGAGUGGCUAACUUGUCCUUAG